AGCUUCAUUCCUCCACCACAGACUGAGUGGACUUUCUAUCUCCAUUACCUUCUUUAUUUCAUAUCAUCUUAAACAGACUACAGUCUGAGGGGAUGAUCAUAUCUACACCGGAAGCCCAAGAGGAAUCCCCCCCCCCUCCACAGCUUCAGGUGAAGGCGGGCCCUGAAGCAGGUAUGAGCUGGACUUCAUGUCGUGAAGCCGGUGUUUGGCCCUCGGGGGCCUCGUCCAGCUGAACCCCCACCCCCUGCAUUAACAGCUUUCCUCUUGAUGAAGACCCCUGACCCCGGUGAUGUGAUGAACAAAUUUGAAGUCCUUGGGAUCGUGGGGGAAGGAGCCUAUGGAGUUGUUCUGAAGUGCCGACACAAGGACACCAAUGAGAUCGUGGCCAUCAAGAAAUUCAAGGACAGUGAAGAAAAUGAAGAGGUUAAGGAGACAACGCUGCGGGAGCUGAAGAUGCUCCGGACUCUGAAGCAGGAGAACAUUGUGGAGCUUAAGGAGGCAUUCCGCCGCCGUGGGAAACUCUACCUGGUGUUCGAGUACGUGGAGAAGAACAUGCUGGAGCUGCUGGAGGAAUUACCAAACGGCGUUCCGACAGACAAAGUUCGCAGCUACAUUUUCCAGCUGAUCCGAGCCAUCCACUGGUGCCACAAACACGACAUCGUCCACAGGGACAUAAAGCCAGAGAACCUCCUCAUCAGCUCCGAUGACAUCCUGAAGCUGUGUGACUUUGGCUUCGCCCGAAAUCUCUCAGAGGGAACCGAUGCCAACUACACGGAAUAUGUGGCGACGCGCUGGUACCGAUCCCCAGAGCUGCUGCUGGGGGCUCCGUACGGGAAGGCGGUGGACAUGUGGUCGGUUGGCUGCAUCUUGGGGGAACUGAGUGACGGGCAGCCUCUGUUUCCGGGGGAGAGCGAGAUUGAUCAGCUGUUCACCAUCCAGAAGGUGCUGGGACCCCUCCCUCCAGAGCAGAUGAAGCUCUUCUACAACAAUCCUCGCUUCCACGGACUGCGGUUCCCGGCUGUGAACCACCCUCAGACGUUAGAGCGGAGAUACCUGGGCAUCAUCGGGGGGGCGCUGCUUGACCUGCUGAAGAACCUGCUGCUGCUGAACCCGACGGAGCGUUUCCUGACGGAGCAGAGUCUGAACCACCAGGCCUUCCAGAGCCUGAGACCUGGACCCCCCACCCCGACCCCCGGCCGGUCCUCUAAGAGGAAACCUCACCACGGAGACACCUCCACCCCCAGCAGGGGCCACGGGGGGAAGGGUUCGGGGGGCCACCGCUCCAGCAGCAGGGAAUGCUCUAGCCUCCCCCGCCAUGAAGACCUUCACCCCAACACCGAGGCCUUCCUGAACGGGAACCUACCGGCAGCCAUUACCCUCAGCCCCACACUGCACCACAAAAACUAUUCAACCACCCCCCCCCCCUGCACCGGGGAACUGCCCCACCUGCUGGGCCCUGUAGAGGCCAAGGGCAAGGCCGACUUCGACCUGAGCCUGGGCUCCAAGGGGUCAGACGGCCCCGGGGCCAAGUACCUCAAAUCCAACUUCCGCUCUCAGCAGAACCGCCACUCGUUUGUGGAGGGCAAGACUAACACGCUGCAGGGGGGGGAGAAACAUGGGAGGCACAUGGACCCCCACGGCUCCUCAAAGUUCUCCUACCUGAACCUGUCCAGGGGCCACGGCAUGCUGAGUGAUGCCAAGUCUGUGGGGAACCUGAAUGACGUGCACCUGUACGCCGACGAGCCCACUUCCCGGUACUUCCCCUCCAGCUGCCUGGACCUCACGGCCCCCAGCAGCCCUGCCCUGCGCCGGGGGGACCGGCUGGCCCCCGGGGGCCCUGGCAGGGGUAGCAUGCGGUCAGAGAGAGAAAGCAACACGCUUGACUCAUCCUACAGGCGAUCCUCGAUCCGGCACAAGGCCUCCGAGGAUGUCAAGACCCCGGAAACCCUGGACCCGGGGGAAGGCGGGGGGGAGAGGGGCCAUGCACACUCACUGUCGGCCCCUCAGGACCCGCUCUCUUACGGGGGGGGCUAUACCAGCCCCUUCUCCUCGCAGCAGAGGCCCCACCGCCACUCCAUGUACGUCCGGAGGGACCACCAGAGGACCCACGGUGGGGAGGAGGGUCUGUUGGUGGGGCCGGGGGGGCCCACUAGAGCUAGCAGCCUGCAGCUCCUAUCCCCCCAGCUGCAGCACCGAACCCUGCCCCGACACCCGGGGGGGGCCCGGGAGGAUGACCUGAGCCGGAGCGAGGCUCCCAGCGAGGCCCACAGCAGACCCCCCCCUAUCAGGGACUCCAGCAGGGACACCAGCUCGUCUUUUCACACGCAGCGGCAGAAAGAGGUGGGCUUGUACCACGAGCAGCAGACAGAGGACGGCGGCUCGUCCAAAGAGAACCGGAACAUCUACAGCGAGUCCAUGCCCCGCAGGGUGGGCAGCUUCUACAGAGUCCCGUCUCCUAGGCCGGACAACUCCUUCCAUGAGGGCCGGGGCCCGAGCCGGAGCCAGGGGCCGGCGUUCGAUCCCUGGACGGGUCCGGACACGGUGGUUCUGAACCCAGCGGAGCCGUCCAAAGAGAAAGAGAAGCAAGGCUUCUUCAGAGCCAUGAAGAAGAAGAAAAAGAAGCCUCAGAUGGUUCCCAAUGAAGGGGGGGACAACAUCCUCCAGAAGUCCUCCAGGUCCUCCAGUCACCAGAGCAGCCGCCAUCGGACCCGGGACAAGAGCCGAGACCGGGAAAAGAGCCGAGACCGGGACAAGAGUAGAGACCGAGACAAGAGUAGAGACCGGGAUAAGAGUAGAGACCGGGACAAGAGUAGAGACCGGGACCAGGACCGGGAUAAAGACUGGCCUCCUGAGAAACGUUCAGAUUCACACUCUCCGAGUCAGCCCCUGAAGUCUCUGCGGAAACUUCUGCACCUCACGUCCUCAUCCUCCAACCAGAACGCUCAUUCAGACCUGCGCUACCAGCCCAACCCGGCCUCCUCUCAGGGGUUCCCAGAGGGCCGGGGCCACUCGGGGGUCAGCACCCCCCAGCUGAAGAGCCGACAGACUGCCUACCCACUGCCCGGGCAGCUGGAGGCCGGCUGGCACUCGUCGGCUCUGGGUCGCCCAGAAGGAAACCCCUAUCCCGAGCAGAUGAGCAGCAAGGGGGGCCAGAACGGUCACGGCUUUGGACGGGCCCCCCGGUCCCGAAUGCCGAACCUCAACGACCUGAAGGAGACGGCUCUGUGAUCGCCCUGCAGACGCCCCCUUAACGUCUUCUUACGUUACACACAACUGCUGACUGCUCACACACACACACACGCACGCACGCGCACACACACACACACACACACACACACACACACACACACACACACACACACACACACACACACACACACAGAUCCCAAAACUUUAAACACUGCUUGUGAAACGGGCUACAGCCUUCUGUCUUCAUUUUUUAUGUUUGAUAGUCUUUAUACUACUGCUUCUGUAAUUCUGAUUAUGAUUUGUAUUAUAAGGUAAAUAUAUAUAUAUAUAAAUGGAUAGAUUACAUUUACUUUAUGUAUUUUUGUUUCUAUUGGAUAUAGAGAUAUAGUCCUCUGCAUAGUAUUUCCUGAUGAGUAUCUGAAGCAGAGUGAUGUGAUGGAGGUUGUGAUUUCACACUGCCGUGUCUUCAUCUCAUCAAGUGUCUCGCUGUUUGGUGUCUUCUGGUCCCAGACGCUCGGUCAGAGCUGUCUCUAAAAUAUAGACGAGUUGGGACUGACAAUCUGUAACGCUUAGAUCUGUUGUCCUUUUUUAAAGGGUUUUUAGGUCAUUUUUUAAUGCAGCCAUUUGAGACACUAUGGUGCCAUGAACUGAGAUGAACAGCGCUCUCUGCUGGAGAAAGGGAGGCACUGCCUCUUUUGUUUCUGACCUGAAAUGCACUUACUCACAUUCAAUACCCACAUCUCAUGCACUGUAUGUGCAAAUAAUGUUCUCAUAUAUAUGAUAUAAAAUAACAUAUGCACCUUAAUCAUCCCAAAUAAAACACAAUAACUAACCGUGUACAGACCCUACUCACGGUCCUCUGGGCAGGAACAGGAUCUGAGAUUAUUCACUGAGCUCUUUUUAAUGUAAACCAUGGAGGGGGAAUCAUACAGUGUUUUAAAGUUGAUAUUAAAGGAUGCAAUUUAUUGUUAUGAUAAAUAUCCUCUCUACCAGCACUCAAGGAAGUGUCUGUUGCUUCUCUCUAAACCAGAAAGAUUAUAAACCCAGUCCCGGUGGUUCUGCUUGUUCAAUCAGUUAGAAAACUGUAAAUAAAGUUUAGCUGCUGUAGUUACGUAUACCACAUGGAUUUGUACAGUAUGUAGAUAGAUAGAACCGGAGGAUGAAGCCCUCUUUAUUGUCACAUACAUGCACACAGCAGAGCACACACAGUGGAAUGUGUCCUCUGCAUUUAACCCAUAGGAGCAGUGGGCAGCUACUGUGCAGCGCCCGGGGAGCAAUGGGGAGGGGGGAUUGGAGGUGUCUGGUGCCUUGCUCAAGGGCACCACAGCAGGGCCUAGGAGGUGAACUGGGACCUCUCCAAGUAGCAGUCCACUUUCCAUAUUUUUUCAAGUCUGUACGGGGACUUGAACCGGCGACCCUACGAUUCCCAGUCCAAGCCCCUACUUACUGAGCCACUGCUGGACAAGUCUCUGCAUUUGACCCAUCCUAUUGUUAGGAGCAGUGGGCUGCCAUUAUGUACGGCGCCCGGGGAGCAGUGUCGGGAACGGUGCCUUGCUCAGGGACACCACGGUAACAACUUGGCCCCUAUGGACUUUGCCACCACCGCCCUUUUGAGAGGAACUCAAAGCCAUUCUGAGUGCAGUGAUUCACAAACUUUAUUCCUUAAUGUCCUUAGGUUAUCUAUUUUUCAAUAUGUGUCCAAUAAAUCUAAAUAAUUAGUUUACACUUUCAGCUACUUUAACCAUGUUGCCACUACUCUAAGCUACUAACUAUCACUGUGUCUUUCUUUGAGCUGUGUGCUUUUGUUCAUCCAUUGCUUUGAGCUAGCUAAAUAUUUGCCAUACUAGAUCUUCUUUUAUUUGCCAAGGUGCAGUCCAAACAGGUUACCUUCAAACCCAUUUAUGCAUAGGUUUCAAAGUUACUUCUAUUUCCCUUGCUUCGAUUCACUCACACUUUCCAUCCGCUCUGCGUGCCAUGCAGCGGCAGGAAUCACUGCACGGAUUUAUCUGAUAGCACAAACGGAGCCACUCAGGACUAACUUCAAUCAGCCUGAACCCAGAGGCAGGAUCUGUUUCUAUAUCUGGUUCUGUCCAGAUGAAGUGCCAGGAGAGGGAUAGGCAGAAAUGAACGGGAGCUUUUUUAAUGUUGCACUUUAAAGAGAUGGUAUGGCUCAGCAAUAUUAAACCCCACUGCCUGUAAACUCCUGUUCAUCACUGCUCAUGGUGUGCAAAGUGUGUGAAGACUCAAACUAGUCGUGGUGCAUUCAAGGACCGUGCGCUCUCUUUUCCCCACACGGUAAAUGUCUCUGUGAGGGUUAUUGUUGUUUGUGAAGGAACACUGUGUAUUAUAUUAAUACUGAUGUGUGAUGUUAUCAGCUGUUUAAAUGAAUCCAGUAUGUGCUUUUAAUACAGACACAGAUCAUUAGUAGCAUAGCCAGAGUGUGUAUCAUGAGAGUGUACCCCCCCCCCACACACACACACACAGGUCCAUGCUUUACCCUUUUGGUAUUUUAUGUUUACCAGUUACAGUAAAUCUCAAUAAAACAAACUCAUUCAU
Messenger RNA from Eleginops maclovinus (Patagonian blennie), 5745 nucleotides. RefSeq names its product cyclin-dependent kinase-like 5. Lineage: Eukaryota; Metazoa; Chordata; Actinopteri; Perciformes; Eleginopidae. Gene Ontology annotation, biological process: regulation of dendrite development; positive regulation of axon extension; protein phosphorylation. Gene Ontology annotation, cellular component: nucleus; dendrite cytoplasm. The record is from RefSeq and is a predicted model, not a curated record. Gene Ontology annotation, molecular function: protein kinase activity; ATP binding.